UAUCAAUGCACACGUGCGCUGCGCGCUUGAAUCUAAAUUGCGCGUUCCCCGCUCAUAUUUAUGGUUGUUUAAGUUAAUUUAUUUAUUUUAAUCACGUGCAAUGGAAAGCGAUAUACUAGAUGGACUGGAUCAAGUCGGCUACAGUGGUUUCCUUGAUGAAAGGGCACUUUCAGCAGCAUGUGAGCAAGGCUUUAACUCUCAGGAGUUUGCACGUGUGUGUACAUGGCUAUCAUCAAAACUUCAACACUGUCAUGCCAAGAAUCAGAAAUCAGAAAUACCAGAAGAUCCUGAAAAGGCGAAACUUGAAUUAAGCGAACUGUUAAAAGAGCUGUCGUGUCCAUAUAAGGGGCUUGAUGGGGACCUGAAGACGAAAAAUGAGCACCUGAAAACCCUUUUGUUUUUAGUAUCGGAACUUCAGGCCAUGCAGAUUAUAACAAGCAGAACAGUUAAAGACACAAAGGUUGAGAAAAAGAUCUUGCCUCUUCACGACCUCCAAGCAAUUUGCAAAGUGCUAAAACUUUCAGAUUCAGACCAACAGCAAACAUCAGACUUGUUUUCAUCCAUAGAAAAUGAGGUUAAGGUUUUGCUAAAGAAAGUUCCAGAAAAACACGUUGGAAAACCAGUGUUAAAGGCAUCCCUUAACAGUGAGCAGUGGAGACAGCUGGAGAAGAUAAAUGGUGUUCUUUUGGCAGACUACGAGUGUCGUCGGCGCAUGCUGAUCAAACGGUUGGAUGUUACUGUGCAGUCUUUCAGCUGGUCAGACAGAGCCAAGGCAAAAACUGACAUUAUGGCCAGGGCCUAUCAGCCAAAAAGACACUCACUGACAUUAAAGUCAUCAAUAAGCCUUGCUCACCUCCUGGCAGCACGAGAAGAUAUCUGCUACAUGGUAAAGACCAGCAGUGAGUCCUGCAGGGAAAGGACUGCCUGCGCUGUGAACAAGGUGCUGAUGGGAAGGGUUCCUGAUCGAGGUGGAAGACCAUCAGAGAUUGAGGCUCCUCCCCCUGAAAUGCCUCCCUGGCAGAAGCGACAGGAUGGCGGAGGAAGAGGAGGGGGUGGAUACCGAGGACGUGGGGGUGGCUAUUGGGGUGGUGGCCAUAGAGUCGGAUAUGGUGGAGAUGGACAUGAAGGUGGUGGACAUGGGGGAGGGGGAUAUGGAGGGGGUGGACACAGAAGCGGUGGACAAGGUGGAUGGGGCCGAGAUGGGGGUGGAGGACGAAACCAUGGAGGAAGGGGUGGUAAGGGGGGUUAUUAUCAACGUUAACAGUAUUUCCUUUGUGUUAGAAGCUAAGCACAGUAUGAAAUGAAAGUGCAUAUGGUUUGAAUGUUUUCAGUUCCAUUUGUGUGUUUGUCACAGAUUUUUUUUUUUGUUGAUUUUGAAACAGAGAAUGGAUAUAUAAACAUAUGUAAAUCACUGAACAUAGAUCAUUUAGAUAUGAUGCGUUGGCUUGGAUGAUGGGGCACGUAGGUCAUUGAGGAAAUUUAAUGACCUGCUGUGCAUAAUUUUUAUGAUUAUAAAAAAGAAACCAUUACAUACAUGUCUAUAGUGUUUUUUUUUAGGUGCACAUUUAGUUUUUAAAUCAUAUUUUGUAUUAUUUGUGUGCACAUUUUAUUUUGUUUGGUAACCAAAUGUGUAUGAUGGAUCCUAGAGAUAGCAUUUUUGAUCAGGAUUGAUUGGAAUAAUAAAUUAAUGGCAGCAGUAAUCAUGGAACACUUUUUCCAAAUAAAGCUACUAUAAUUACUGUGUAUGUCUUUUUUUAUUUUAUCAAAAUGCUGCUGAUGCUUUUUUGUGUAUGUAGAUAACCUUUCUGUUUAUUCAGUGGUAUGAGUUAUUUCUGAUCUGUAUCCAUACUACUGACAAAAAGUGUGACAGUGAUUAAAAAUAAA
Messenger RNA from Clarias gariepinus (North African catfish), 1884 nucleotides. It is a transcript of the gene tslig3b, whose product is annotated as family with sequence similarity 98 member B. Lineage: Eukaryota; Metazoa; Chordata; Actinopteri; Siluriformes; Clariidae. The transcript is spliced from 8 exons. The coding region runs from base 101 to 1261 and encodes 386 amino acids. Gene Ontology annotation, cellular component: tRNA-splicing ligase complex. The record is from RefSeq and is a predicted model, not a curated record.